Messenger RNA from Haliotis rubra (blacklip abalone), 2389 nucleotides. RefSeq lists its product as uncharacterized. The record is from RefSeq and is a predicted model, not a curated record. NCBI's taxonomy places the organism in Eukaryota, Metazoa, Mollusca, Gastropoda, Lepetellida, Haliotidae. Gene Ontology annotation, molecular function: protein binding.
UAAUGGAUGCGUUCAUAUUCAGUGCGGUCCGUCCACAGCUAUGGUCACACAUAAACAAUAUGGCCGACUUCUGGCUUUGAGUACCGUAAUAUUUUAUUUCAUCUUGGAUUCAGAUCAAAAAGCAUGUCUUAGAGACGCAACAAUUGAUUCACUUCAUUGCAUGGAAGUAUCAGAAAAUGGUGAUAGUGGAUUUAAUUGUAUGUUACAUGAAAGCCAGGUUAUAUAUUGACUUUCGUUAGAGCCUGGAUCCGUCCUCCAUUUGGCAGUUGCAGAUCGUUUCUGCUGAGUGACCUUUCCAUAAUGGCAAACAAAGCAAGAAGCAGGUCCCAAUUUUCUAGUCGGGACAGAAACAAUUUUACAAUUAAUGUGAAAAUCGAGGCCACAGAUGAAGUGUUUCCGCUGAAGAAUAUUUACGGUGAAAUGAAAAUAUCAGAAUUGAAGGAUUACAUGGAAUUUGCAACAGGGAUACCAAUAAACAUGCAAAGGAUAAGUUACCUUGAUGAAGGAGACUUGCUGGAACACAUGGAUAUACGUUCAAAUGACAUUGUACCUGGAGCAACACUUCUGAUGAGGGUGUGGUCUCAGUGGAGGGAUUUGUUGGAAGCAGCCGCAGCAAAUGAUGAUGAAUGGGUGUUUAGUCUAGGUGUGACACACCCAAGUGAUUAUAAGACUCCCAACAGUGAGUACAUGACGAAGAGGUCUCGGAGAGCAUGGUAUGAAGAGAGAGCUUUUGUUGCCCUGUGCAUAGCUGCACACAGAGGUCAUGAUAAGCUCUGUACCAAGUUGAUCCAAGCAGGUGCCAAUGUAAAUGCCACAUCUCCCCUUGGCCGAACAGCUCUCCAUGUGGCAGCAGCUCAAGGUCAUGGUCACAUUGUUGACCUCCUCUUGGAGAAAGGGGCCAACAUUGAUGCUGAAGAUGAUGAUGGCAACAAUGCGUUGACAAUUGCUGACAAGUUUGGACACAAGAGCUGUGAACGUCACUUGUUCUUGUUCCGAUGGCAGCAACGAGCCAAGAAGCUGCGUCCAUCAAGACAGGUCCCUCUCAAGCCACAUCAGUAUUAUGAUUCCAAGUUCCCAGUGUGGGUGGAGGGAGGUCAGUGCCAGCUUUAUCUCACAAACAUCACCCCCCCUGAGGAGUUUGAGGGGACAGCUCUUAACUCCCCUGCCAAACGGCCCCAUCCUGGAGUAGUCAGGCGGAACCAGUUCCACUUGGAUGAGCCGGCAGACAGGCCUCAUGUACGCAUCAACGUCCAUGACGAAGAUCAGAUAGAAGAGCAUGCAGGAAAGAAGUUACCCUCCAUUCAAUCUGCAGAUGCUGCUAGGAGACAGAAGCUUCAGAAAGCAUAUGCCUUCUACACUAAAAAUAGAAGAGGCUAUGGGCCGCCCUCAUUUGACCAGUGGCUCACUAAGAUACAGGAUAAAGAGAAAAAGCACACUGAGGCAAAGAGGAAGGCGAGAGAGGUGAAGAGGCAAGAGGAGGAAGAAAGGAGGAAGAUAGAGGAAGACAAGGCCACCAACUACGAGAACUGGCUGGCGCAGAAAGAAGCAGAGAGGAAGAAGGCUUCACCUUCACCCAAAGAUGCCUCAAAGAGCACAAGUCCAGUUAAGAGGGGUAAGCGGAAGCAGAAGAGCGCAGGUGCCUUGCGACUAUAUCUUCGAUCUCUCGGGAACGACCGGGCAGGGCAGCCAUACGAGAACUGGCUGGUUAAGAAGGAGCUGGAGCUCCUGGACAGGGCCAAAUCAGGCGAACCUCUCUUCUCGUUUUAGACAAAGUGAAAGGCAGUCAUGGUUCCGUGGUUUUGUAGGGUUUUGGUUGAGUCUUGGGAUUAUAUUUGUAAAAUCCUCUACAAUUUUGAGAGCUCUGUAAUGGGUUUCCAAAGGUCUUUGUCUUUCAUUAUUUCAAUUUAUAAUAUAUGUUGUAAGGAAUUAGGUGGACUGACAAGUUUGAUAUGAUUUUUGCUGAAUUGAAACAGAUGUAGAAGAUCCUCAUCUCUGGUCUAAAACUCUAGUCAUUUCCUGGUAUUUUUUACAUACCAAAAAAUGAAUGUUUUUUAUUGUUUGGUGAUUCAAUACUUUUGUUUAAAAACAGUUUUAUUAAGUACCACAGCAGAUAUACCAAAUAGAAGGGUAGGAAAGUGUCAAGGUUCAACAGAUGAGUCCAGCUAUAUACUUUGUGCUAGACAGGUUUCAUGUCUUCAUAUUCAGGUUAACUCCUAGUUGAUAGAUGUACAUUUUGUUAAAGAAGAAUUAAAAAUAACAAUGCUCUUCAGGACCACUGUACAUUAUGUACUGUAUUGCCAUGAGAAAAUAAAUACUGACAAAUACUUUCACAAAUACUGACAUACAUGCCAAAACCGCCUGAUAUGUUUAAAUGUGGUCUGAUGAAAAU